GGGCAGCGUGACGUAAUGCAACCUCAGCAUGUCGGCGGCGAUAAAAAGAAGGACUAGGCGGCGCGCCUCCCAGACGCAGAGUAGGUUGUGAUUGGCUCGGGCUACGGAACCUCGGAAACCCGAAUGUGAGGACCUUACAGAUCCACAGCUGGCGACCCCCGCAGAAAUCCGAAGCGCGGUCACAAUCCAACGGCGGCGGUGGAGGAGCAGUGGCAGCAGGUAAAGAGAACGCUUUUCCAAAGAAAAUAACAGUUCAGAAGGAAAAAUAACAAAAACAAAUUGCUGCAGAUUUUAUUUUACAAUAUGUAAGAAAAUCUACAAUUUCUUCAAGACAGUCAUAUUAAGGAAGCAGUCAUGUUUCCAUGAGUCCUCAAAACUAUGUGACAAGAGAAUGUAGUAGAGUGAGGCCAGAAGUCCUUACUGGCUCAAAGAACUCCAGGGAAACUGGGAUAGAACAUUUUACAUUAUAAGUAGAACCCCAGGAGCCAGAGGUGGAACACAAGUUUAUCUGCAGAGCUCCGCUGCAGGGCUGAUCUGGGUCUGGAAGAAAUGGAUGAGAGCCACUGGAUGAAAUUCACUAAUACUAGACACCUGAGUCCUCUAGUAAUAGACUUGUGAAUGAACUUUGCUAAGUAUGGAUUCAGGUGGUGGAAGUCUUGGAUUGCACACAUCAGACUGUAGAAUGGCCCAUACCAUGAUUAUGCAGGAUUUUGUGGCUGGAAUGGCUGGUACUGCGCAUAUCGAUGGAGACCAUAUUGUUGUUUCGGUUCCUGAGGCUGUAUUAGUUUCUGAUGUUGUCACAGAUGAUGGGAUAACUCUUGAUCAUGGCCUUGCAGCUGAAGUUGUCCAUGGGCCUGAUAUCAUCACUGAGACUGAUGUAGUAACAGAAGGGGUAAUUGUUCCUGAAGCUGUACUUGAAGCUGAUGUUGCUAUUGAAGAAGAUUUAGAGGAAGAUGAUAGUGAUCAUAUCUUGACUUCUGAGCUAAUUACAGAAACCGUUAGAGUACCUGAGCAGGUUUUUGUGACUGACCUUGUUACUGGUCCUGAUGGACACUUAGAACAUGUGGUCCAAGAUUGUGUUUCAGGAGUUGACUCUCCCACAAUGGUAUCAGAGGAGGUUCUUGUAACUAAUUCAGAUACAGAAACUGUGAUUCAAGCAGCUGGUGGUGUUCCUGGUUCUUCAGUUACUAUUAAAACCGAAGAUGAUGAUGAUGAUGAUGAUGAUGUCAAGAGCACUUCUGAAGACUACUUAAUGAUAUCUUUGGAUGAUGUUGGGGAAAAAUUAGAGCAUAUGGGGAACACACCAUUAAAAAUUGGCAGUGAUGGUUCACAGGAAGAUGUUAAAGAAGAUGGAUUUGGUUCAGAAGUAAUAAAAGUGUAUAUAUUUAAAGCUGAGGCUGAAGAUGAUGUUGAAAUAGGUGGAACAGAAAUUGUCACAGAGAGUGAGUACACCAGUGGACAUUCUGUAGCUGGAGUGCUUGACCAGAGUCGAAUGCAGCGGGAGAAGAUGGUUUACAUGGCAGUUAAAGAUUCUUCUCAAGAAGAAGAUGAUAUUAGUUGCGCUGAAAUAGCAGAUGAAGUUUACAUGGAAGUCAUUGUAGGGGAAGAGGAAGGAACUUCUCUCCCUGAGACUCAGCUUGAGGACUCUGAUGUUAAUAAAACAAUUGUCCCUGUUGUCUGGGCUGCGGCAUAUGUGCAUGAAAUUAUAUCUAAUCUAUGGGAGUGGAAGAACUCAACAACAAAAAAGUUUAAUCCAAGGAACAAUGGUCAAAGAGAUGAAAGAAGAGUUUCCCGGAGGUAUGAAGAUUGUCAAGCAUCAGGAAAUACUUUGGACUCAACAUUAGAAAGCAGAAGUAGUACAGCAACACAGUACCUUCAAAUUUGUGAUAGCAUUAAUACAAAUAAAGUACUUAAACAAAAAGCCAAGAAGAGGAGAAGGGGAGAAACCAGGCAGUGGCAAACAGCUGUUAUAAUAGGCCCUGAUGGACAGCCCCUGACAGUAUACCCUUGCCAUAUUUGCACAAAAAAGUUUAAAUCCAGGGGAUUCUUGAAAAGACACAUGAAGAAUCAUCCUGAUCAUUUGAUGAGAAAAAAAUACCAGUGUACAGAUUGUGACUUCACAACUAACAAGAAAGUGAGUUUCCAUAACCACCUGGAAAGCCAUAAGCUUAUAAACAAAGUUGACAAAACCCAUGAAUUUACAGAAUACACACGAAGAUACAGAGAGGCUAGUCCACUGAGUUCAAAUAAACUUAUAUUAAGAGACAAGGAGCCGAAGAUGCACAAGUGCAAAUACUGUGACUAUGAAACUGCAGAACAAGGACUGUUAAACAGACAUUUACUGGCUGUUCAUAGCAAAAAUUUUCCUCAUGUUUGUGUUGAGUGUGGUAAGGGCUUUCGACAUCCUUCUGAACUCAAGAAACACAUGAGAACCCAUACUGGUGAGAAGCCAUAUCAGUGUCAGUAUUGUGUCUUCAGGUGUGCAGAUCAGUCAAAUCUGAAAACUCACAUUAAAUCUAAACAUGGUAACAAUUUGCCAUAUAAAUGUGAGCAUUGUCCUCAAGCAUUUGGUGAUGAGAGGGAGCUUCAACGCCAUCUGGAUUUGUUUCAAGGACAUAAGACACACCAGUGUCCUCAUUGUGACCAUAAGAGCACCAACUCAAGUGACCUUAAGCGGCACAUCAUAUCUGUCCAUACUAAGGAUUUUCCUCACAAAUGUGAGGUCUGUGAAAAAGGUUUCCAUCGUCCUUCUGAGCUCAAAAAGCAUAGUGAUAUCCAUAAGGGUAGGAAGAUUCAUCAGUGUAGGCACUGUGACUUUAAAACAUCAGAUCCAUUUAUUCUUAGUGGUCAUAUCCUUUCAGUUCAUACUAAGGAUCAGUCAUUGAAGUGUAAAAGGUGCAAGAGAGGGUUCAGGCAACAAAAUGAACUCAAAAAACAUAUGAAGACCCACACUGGAAGGAAGAUUUACCAAUGUGAGUAUUGCGAAUACAGCACUACAGAUGCAUCGGGCUUUAAACGACAUGUGAUAUCAAUACAUACAAAAGACUAUCCACACAGGUGUGAAUUCUGCAAGAAGGGAUUCCGAAGACCAUCAGAAAAAAAUCAACAUAUUAUGAGGCACCACAAGGAGGCUCUUAUGUAAUAAGAUCAAUAUAAAGAAAAUAUGAUACACUACAUGGGAUGAAAAUUUCACGAACUGUUUCAUCUAGUUCCAAAGCUUGAUAGUAAAUCAUAACUUUACAUUCUUUGUAUUAGAGAUCUUGAAAUAUUUGAAAUGACAGGGGAUCUUAUACCCCUUUGAAAAUUACUUAAAGAAUUUAAGAAGCACCAUAGAAUGGUUGCAGAAAAACUCUUAAGUGUCUAUUUAAUAGUAUUAUAUGCAUAAACUACAGAAGGGAAGAGCAAAGACAAUGACUUUAUUGGCUGAUCAUACUAGAGAUCAAUAUUUCUGAAAAGAUCAUACAUAAUUGAGUUUAACAAUGCUUUUCUAUGGCAAGCAAGCCUCACUUUUAUGUGAUUUUAGAAAUGAAGUGGGGAAAUAAAAUUUAGUCAUGCAUCAGUCACUUAGUCAUUGGGCCUUUUUUAUGGUACCUGAAAAUUGAAUUCCAGAAAUGGCAAAAGUUUUAUGUAUCCAUUAAAAGAAAUUCCACUGGAAAACAGCUUAUAUUAAUUCAGUACUAUUAAAAAGAAUUUCAGAGCUGCUAAGAUUUUACCACAGGAUAGGAUGUUUAAAAUAUAGCAUUCUUUCCUGAAGUCUAAAGUGAAGUUUAGGAUUACAGUUCCCUUUUUUCUGAUGUUCAGGUUGAUUUUUCAGUAUGGCAUAUAUGACAAAAGUAUGUUUGAGUCAAAUGUGGCUUUCUAAAACAGAUGCAACAGUAGUGUUGCAAAUAAAGUUAGCACUAUAUUUCUUAAUGAUCUAAAGUUUAAACUGGGAGAACAGUUUUCUUAAAUACUAUGUUUAAAAGUUUCUUUUUAGGGCAGUCUUAGCAAGUAUGAUUGUUCUAUUUGUACUUGCUCUAAUGUUUAAAGGUGCAAUUUUAUGCUAUUAUUGGAAAUUUUGAUUUUUUUAAAUCUAUAUACCAUAUUGUUAACAUGAAUUUUCAAUAUGAUGCAGUAUAUAUGCAGUAUUUAACAAAACACCAUGCUGCCAGUAGAGUUUGGAGGUGGAUAUUCAGUUUACAGUGUAUAAACUUAAAAUAUGCAUCCCUUUAACAAUGCUUUGUGUUAGCAUGCUGCAAAUCAAAAUGGCGCUUAAUAUAAAAAGCUGGUUUAGGGAAAUUUAAUGAAAAUCCUGUUCAUAAAUGUAAUGCAUAUGAUGUGUACUUUUAAGUUAUAGUUGCUUCAUGUUUACACUCAGCUGUUCA
This is a messenger RNA of Neofelis nebulosa (Clouded leopard), 4364 nucleotides long. RefSeq names its product zinc finger protein 711 (gene ZNF711). Gene Ontology annotation, cellular component: nucleus. The transcript has 12 exons. Bases 635 to 3142 code for a protein of 835 amino acids. The record is from RefSeq and is a predicted model, not a curated record. Gene Ontology annotation, biological process: regulation of transcription by RNA polymerase II. NCBI's taxonomy places the organism in Eukaryota, Metazoa, Chordata, Mammalia, Carnivora, Felidae. Gene Ontology annotation, molecular function: RNA polymerase II transcription regulatory region sequence-specific DNA binding; metal ion binding; DNA-binding transcription factor activity, RNA polymerase II-specific.